GAAGGCGGGGCCCGGAGGAGAAGGGAACCGUCGGGUUCCGCCGGAGCGAUGAGGUCCGUUAGCUAUGUGCAGCGCGUGGCCCUGGAGUUCAACGGGAGCCUUUUCCCGCAUGCCAUCUGCCUGGGGGACGUCGACAACGAUACGCUGAACGAGCUGGUGGUCGGAGACACCACCGGGAAACUGUUCGUGUACAAGAGCGACGAGACACGGCCAUGGGUGACCUGCGCCUGCCAGGGAAUGCUGACCUGUGUCGGGGUAGGAGACGUAUGCAACCGAGGGAAGAACCUGGUGGUGGCACUGGGGGCCGAGGGCUGGUUGUACCUCUUUGACCUGACGCCCAGCAAGACCUCAGACCUCCCCGGGCACCACGACGUGACGGCCACGGCUGGGGAGGAGCACAGACCGGUCCACAAACAGCAUAUCCUGGCCAACACCAAAGUUGUGCUCAUCAGUGAUAUUGACGGGGACGGUCGCAGCGAGCUAGUGGUGGGCUACACAGACCGUGUGGUGCGAGCUUUCCGCUGGGAGUCCGUGGCGGAGGGCACAGAGCACCUGGCAGGGCAGCUGGUGGCACUCAAGAAGUGGGUGCUGGAGGGUCAGGUGGACAGUCUGCAGGUGACGCCCGGACGCCAGGGGACCCCGGAGUUGAUGGUGUCCCAGCCUGGCUGUGCCUACGCGGUGCUCUUGGUCACUUGGGGCUCCGGGUCCCCAGCCCUCCCAGACACGGGCCCCGAGGGCAGCCGGGAGCCCUCCGGCCCGCGGGAUGUCAUCCCGCACCAGACCUCCGGACGCAUCCACAACAAGAACGUCUCCACCCACUUGGUGGGCAGCCUCGGGAGGGGACGCGGCGCUGAGAGCAGUGGCCCAGGGCUCUUUGCACUCUGCACAUUGGAUGGGACGCUGAAGCUCAUGGAGGGACCGGACAAGCUGCUCUGGUCAGUCCAGGUGGAUCACCAGCUGUUUGCCCUAGAGAAGCUGGAUGUCACGGGCAACGGGUAUGAGGAGGUGGUGGCCUGUGCCUGGGACGGGCAGACCUACAUAAUCGACCACAACCGCACCGUAUCCCGCUUCCAAGUGGAUGAGAACGUCCGAGCCUUCUGCGCAGGCCUGUAUGCCUGCAAAGGGGCCCGCAACAGCCCGUGCCUGGUGUACGUCAGCUUCAACCAGAAGAUCUACGUGUACUGGGAUGUGCUGCUUGAGCGCAUGGAAUCCACCAACCUGCUCAAGGUGCUGGAAGCGGAGCCAGACUACCGCCCGCUGCUGCAAGAACUGGGCGUCGAUCCUGAUGAUGCCUCUGCAGUCCGAGCCCUGAUCCACCGCACGCUGUACAGCCCACAACUGCCACCGCUGCCGCCCAGCCCGCGGUUCCCCUCCUAGCGGGACAUUCCCCGGCGAGAGGCAUCUCUGGUGAGGGGCAGAGCAGGGGCUGAAGGGAGUCCCUCUGGGGCCCAGGGUUGUGGGCAGGGCUUCAGGAGGCAGGCCGAGAGAGGGCUUGUGGUCCUCCGGCCCCAGCUGGACCCCGCCCCUCAUUUAAAGACAUUGAAUCAGGCCUGCAGAAGGAACACUGGGACCUGGUGGAAAGUGCUUGGGAUUGAGAGGCAAAGAACCCAGGCUGCAGGCCGGCCUGCCAGGUGACCUCAAGACCCUUAACUACUCUGGGCCUCAGUUUCCACGUCUGUAAAUUGGGGAGGAGGUCCUUGCCCUCCCUCAGACCGUGAGCCUCCCCUGGGCAAAGGACCAUGUCGUAUCGAGCACAGUGCUGGGCCUAGAGCAGACGUUGAAUACACUGGGGUCUAUUGUCACUGUUGUUAUUGUAGAAGGAUAAGCCUCCAGGGCAGGGGUGCACCCCCCCAAACCAUCUCGGCAUAGUGCAGAGAGGUGCGGGCGGGGGCAGAUUCCCAGGGGGAAGUCGACGAAAGGGAGCUAGAGAAAGCCUUUAUUCGAACAGAAGGCAGCUGUGGUGGGGAGAGGCACUGGAGCAAAGGGGAAGGAGGACAUGGGGAAUACAAGCUAGAGAAACCAAUUGGGUGGGGGACAGAGUGUUAGGCACCCUGGUCCCCUCGUGUCCUCCCGGCCCAGGCUCAGAGGGAGGGACAAAGUGGCUGAGGGGUCCAGGGUAGAUGGACUCCUUUGAAGAACACCGAGACCAGCAUGGGGGACAGAGUUAGGCCGCUCCCCAUCUCCUUCCACUCCUCCCCCACAGCAGAGGGGCUGGGUGUGGACCCACUGUAGGGAAAGGGCAAACCUCUUUCUGUUGGUCUAAAAUACCCUAAUAAAUUGAGACCCAAGA
This is a messenger RNA of Tachyglossus aculeatus (Australian echidna), 2290 nucleotides long. It is a transcript of the gene ITFG2, whose product is annotated as integrin alpha FG-GAP repeat containing 2. Lineage: Eukaryota; Metazoa; Chordata; Mammalia; Monotremata; Tachyglossidae. The transcript is spliced from 12 exons. The record is from RefSeq and is a predicted model, not a curated record. The coding region runs from base 49 to 1377 and encodes 442 amino acids. Gene Ontology annotation, biological process: regulation of TOR signaling. Gene Ontology annotation, cellular component: KICSTOR complex.